AUGCAUGCAAUAACUUUUAGAAGAAUUCAUGUUAUUUUCAACUGGUUUCAGAGAGCAGUCUUACUUUGGAUGCAUGAUCCAGCAGGACGGGAUGCAACAAUAGUGCGGCAGGCUUUAAGUGGCAGCAUAAUCGAUCUAAAAGUUGCGACUGAAGUGAUAUGUUCUCGGACUUCAUCCCAGAUUCAACAUUUUAAACAAGUUUACCAUGCAAUGUUUGGUGUUUACCUUGAGCAGGAUAUUGAAUUUCAAGCAUCUGCUGAUCAUAAAAAGCAUGAUAAGUCUCGUAUUGCUAAAUGUUUCCUUGGUGGAGCACCCCUGUCUGUGAUUGAGACAAUGCCAGGAGAAAGGAAUGAUGAGAAACUGUCAUAG
This is a messenger RNA of Ilex paraguariensis (yerba mate), 369 nucleotides long. The record is from the annotation of a GenBank genome assembly. NCBI's taxonomy places the organism in Eukaryota, Viridiplantae, Streptophyta, Magnoliopsida, Aquifoliales, Aquifoliaceae.